Thamnophis sirtalis is the source of this 1163-nucleotide messenger RNA. It is a transcript of the gene CLDN5, whose product is annotated as claudin 5. Gene Ontology annotation, molecular function: structural molecule activity. Gene Ontology annotation, cellular component: bicellular tight junction; membrane. NCBI's taxonomy places the organism in Eukaryota, Metazoa, Chordata, Lepidosauria, Squamata, Natricidae. The record is from RefSeq and is a predicted model, not a curated record.
AUGGCGUCUACCGGGGUCCAACUGCUGGGCUUGACCCUGUCCAUCCUGGGCUGGGCGGGGUCCAUCCUAGUGGCCGCCCUGCCCAUGUGGCAAGUCUCGGCUUUCAUCGAGGGUCACCUGGUGGUGUCGCAGACCACCUGGGAAGGCCUCUGGAUGGCCUGCGUGGUGCAGAGCACCGGACAGAUGCAGUGCAAAGUCUUCGACUCCAUCCUGGCGCUCAGCCCGCAGAUCCAAGCCGGCCGGACUCUGAUGGUCAUCGGGGCGGUGCUGGGGCUGGUGGCCUUGCUGGUGACGGUCACGGGAGCCCAGUGCACCACCUGCCUGCGCGGGGCCAAGAUCAAGGACUGGAUCGCGGGCAUCGGGGGCGCCCUCUUCCUCAUCUGCGGUUUGCUAGUGCUGGUGCCCCCCUCCUGGUUCGCCAACACCAUCAUCAGCAACUUCUACGACCCCAACGUGGAGCCCUCCAGGAAACGGGAGAUGGGCGCCGCGCUGUACCUGGGCUGGGCGGCCGCCACGCUGCUCCUGCUGGGCGGCUCGCUCAUCUGCGGAGCCUCGGCUUGGAAGGACGACAGCGGCACCUUCCCCGCCAAGUAUUCGGCUCCCCGGCGCUCCGCCGCCCCGGUCUCCAACGGGGCAGGAGGAGAGUACGACAAGAAGAACUACGUCUGAGAACUACUCCGUCCGCCUUAAGGGAUUUUGGUUGUUGUAAGAGCGCCAUCCGCCCGUCGCGGGGCCGAGGGAAGAGUUGGCGGAGGGGGAAGAAGCGAGGGGAUGGCUGGUCCUCGGAUUAAGACUUUCCUCCUGCUUUUGUGACUUUAGGGAGGGGAGGGACUAUUUGGGGAAACAAAACAGCAAGAACAAAAAAAAAAAUGGAAAAUUCACACCCGAGACUCUUCCUUUUGCUUUGAGAAUCCUUCUCUUGUAUGGACUUCCAAUUGUACUAGCCUUCAUUGAGUGCUUGCCUGCUUGGCUUUCUUUCUUUCUUCAGCGGAAGCACCUGGGCUAUUAUUCCAGCUUUGUAAAAGUUAGUUCUUAGAUUUAUUGCUAAAUAUUUUUCUUAGUAAGGGGUGUGGUGGUUCAGGGGCUGAGACGGUGAGCUUGUGGAUCAGAAAAGGUGACAGUUCGAAUCCCAAGCGCCGCGUAAUGGAGUGAGCUCCCGUUAC